CGUGUAUGCAUUCUCUAUAAAUAAGUACAUGUACAACAACUAUGUACCGAGUACUGUUUCGCGUAGGUGUUGCUUAUUUCGCAGCAGUCAAAAUUACUAAUGUUUUCAUUCAACUCUAUAAUCUUCAAUGAAAAUGUGGAAGCUACACUGCAUGUUGUGCGAUGUCUGGCAUGAUGUGAUAUACACGUAGGUGUUUCGAUCAUUUUUUUACUUCAAACAUUCCAUCAAUUUAUCUCUCUGUAUAGUUACCAAUCAGUAUAUUUUCACGUACGUAAAUGGACUGAUGCGAUUUUUCGAAUCGUUUAAAUUGUUGAAUUACAACUUCGCAGCUUCGAGGUGCGCGUGACCAUGUCCAAGGAUUUUGAAUUAUUAAACAGUUUCGAACGCAGUGAUAGUUUGUGCUCGCCUUCGCCGCAAGUCAAAUUGCUCAAUUUACUGUUAUCCGGAAACGUUGAAAAGUUCGUCGAAGUUUUGAAGAAUAAUUUAGGCAGUGUUGAUGUGAAUUAUUUCUACGAAGAGCCGGAAAAUGGUACUUUGUUGGAUAUCGCUUGUCGAUCGAGAGGUAAUCGUAAAUUCGUCGAUGUUCUCAUUCAAUAUGGUGCUGAUGUGAAUGCUCCCAACAGUGUGUUUGAUAAGUAUCCUUUACAAGUAGCUGUGGAAAAAUCAGAUACCGAAACACUCGACGCGUUGGUAAAGUGUCUAAAAUGUAAUAUUAAUGCUCUGGAUAAGUUCGGGAAUACAGUUCUACACAUCGCUGCGAAACUCAAUAAGGUUAAUUUUAUAGAAAUUCUAUUGAAACAUCCGAAUAUCGAUAUAAAUGCUGUGAAUCGUAAACAUCAAACACCGUUGCAUCUGGCAUUGACUGAAGGAAGCAAAGAAGCUAUUCGUGUACUUCUAGCAACACCAGAUGUAGAUUUAGACGAGGUGAAAGAUUUUCGUGAUCGUUCUUGUCGCGAAAUAAUUGAAGAAAAGUAUCCGGAGUUUAAAAUGGAUAUGCACACGAUGGGACCAGAAAAAGGCUUAAAUCAAAGUAUGUUCAUAUUCUUGCGCAAUCGCGAUGUAAGAUCAUUCCUUCGACUUGCCAAAGUAAACAAACACUGUUUGAAUGAUAACGACGGUACGUAUACGUACUUACAAUUUGCCUGCGCUCAUGGCAUGGGCGAAGUUACGGAUACUCUCCUCAAUAUCGGAGUAGAUCCUAAUGGAUGCUGCCCUCAUAAUGGCAAACCUCCUCUUAUACUUGCCGCCGAAAGAGGCUAUCAUGAUAUUGUUUUGAGGUUGAUACAAAACUCAGAAACGACAUUGUACCCAGCUGGAGGUACAACAGCGUUACAUGCUGUGAUGAAUGGCAUGUACAAUACCGAUAAAAAUCUUCAAAGUAACUCCGCAGAUUGUAAUUAUCGUAAAUGUCUGGAAAAUAUACUAAAGGAAGCUUCUCGCGAACAAUUAGAACAACUAGAUUUGAAUUUUCGAGAUGACUCAGGCAGUACAGCCUUACAUUAUGCAGCCCAGUUGAACGACGAUGACACCGUAAGAGCACUUUUAGAGGCGGGUGCUUACGUAGGGCAUAAAAAUAAUAACGGUACAAUGGCUUUAGAAUGGAUUGAUCCCAAAGUACUGGAGGAAUACCUCGAUCGUUGCAUUUCUACGAACGAUAAAGCAGCCAGGGAGCAAUCGUACGAGAUUAUUUACAAUUAUAAAAUCCUCGCUCCACCGAGAAAGCAGUCUUAUUACGAAAAGCACGAUUCGGAAAUCGACGAGAAGGAGAUAUACGAUAUUAUUUCUGAAACCGAACCCUUACUAGUGAUGAAUAGUAUUCCCGAAUUGAGACGACUUCUCACACACCCUGUAUUGACCAGUUUCUUGAAUUUAAAAUGGUAUACUAUUAGAAAAUAUUUUUUUAUUAAUUUAGUUUUCUAUUUAACUUUCUGGAUAUCUCUUACUUCGUAUAUUCUGUACACUUACGGUUUCUCUAAUACUAGAAAUUCUACGUCUAAUGCUACAGCACCUGUUGCUGCUGCCGGUGAUGGUUCUAAUCCGUACGUUCCUGUGAAUGAUACUUUGCUGUGGUAUAUUACUCUGAUGUUAUGCGGAGUUUUAUUUCUGAGAGAAUUUUUCCAGUUCAUUAUCUCACCCUGGCCUUAUGUAAAAUCACCCGAGAACUGGCUGGAGAUGGGUUUGAUCUGUAUAAGUGGAGCUGUACUGGUAUGUCAGACUGAUUUGGACGAACGACCUCAGCUGGCAGCUAUCGCUAUUCUGGCUUCUUGGAUGGAGUUGAUUUUGUUAAUCGGCAGACAUCCUUUACUAUCCACCAAUAUAGAAAUGUUUAAAACAGUUUCGUUGAACUUUUUGAAAUUCCUCGCUUGGUAUUCGAUUCUGAUUUUAGCCUUUGCUUUCAGUUUCUAUAUUUUGUUUAACGAUAGAGCGGGCGAAGACGAUAUAUUUUUCCGUAACCCAGCCAUGUCGGUUUUUAAAUCAGUUAUCAUGCUGACCGGUGAAUUUGACGCCGGUUCUAUACCAUUUGGAGAGAAAAUAAGCACCAGUCAUCUGCUAUUUAUUUUAUUCGUUUUUCUCGUCGCUAUUGUUUUGUUUAAUCUGCUCAAUGGGUUGGCUGUCAGCGACACUCAGGCUAUUCGAGCGGAUGCUGAAUUAGUCGGAAUUGUUUCCAGAGUGAAAUUAAUCUCGUAUGUGGAGAAAAUAGCUGUCAGUGAUCCGUUCCCAUGUCUUAGUUUUACCGAUAAGCUUGCUUGUUGUUGUUGCUGUGCUCCGCUGAAACAGGUCACUCGUAGGCGAGAAAGGCAUGUAAAAAUGUUCUACAAACGGAUUAAUUUGUUUCCUCAUACGUUAGCUGAUGAUCAAGUACGUGUUAGACCUAAUGAAGGAAAUACUAUGGUGAUGUCUGAUGCGAUUACCAAGUAUCGCGACGAUGAUGCUUGUUUCGUGAGAUGUGCUGAUUGGAGAAUCGAUCCUAAUAUAAUUAAGGAUACUAAUAAGGUUUUGGAGAAGUAUAGGAAACAAAACGAGGCUCUUAAUUUCACCGAGUUGAUCAAGGAGUAUACCGAACAGUUGAGAGAAUACAAGAUGAAAUUGGAUACUGUUGAAAGUGCUUCGGAAAGGAAUGAAAAAUUAUUGAAGGAAAUUAUGGGUGUUUUGAAACAAAGGUUGUAAACUUUUUAUAUAUGUAUGGGUGCUCAGGUAGCUAGAUAUAAUUAAUAUACGUAUGGGAUGAUUGCAUUUUUUUUGUUUGUUUUAAUUUAGUUGUGUUUAUGUUUUACGAAUAUACGUAGGCCUAUUUUAUUACCUAUUCCACUCGAUUGACUCGUCAGUAUUUUAUAAUUAAUAAUGCAUUUUAAAAUUUUUAUACGCCCUUUUUAAACUUGCCAUUUUUAUGUUAACCUACCUAUGAUUUUUUAAACUAUACGGAUGUGUUAUUUAUACGUAUAUUGUGUAUGUAAAUUAACGCUGUGUUACGUGCAAUAUUUUAUAACUGUUUCUUAGCUAUAAGUACCUACCUAUCAACUUUUUAUCUAAACUGUUAAUUAAUCGUUGUUGUGUUUUGCUAUAUUUAUUACCUACUUAAGUCAAAUUUGAUAGUUAAAGUAAUUGUAAUAUAACCCUACCAUUAUUUAUUUGUUACUUUCUCAACAAAUAAAUGGAAUUAUCUGUGUUUAA
Planococcus citri (citrus mealybug) is the source of this 3672-nucleotide messenger RNA. Its product is annotated as transient receptor potential cation channel protein painless-like. NCBI's taxonomy places the organism in Eukaryota, Metazoa, Arthropoda, Insecta, Hemiptera, Pseudococcidae. The coding region runs from base 349 to 3168 and encodes 939 amino acids. The record is from RefSeq and is a predicted model, not a curated record. Gene Ontology annotation, biological process: monoatomic ion transport; transmembrane transport. Gene Ontology annotation, molecular function: monoatomic ion channel activity; protein binding. The transcript has 2 exons. Gene Ontology annotation, cellular component: membrane.